AUGAUUGCCGUCGGCUCUCAGGGAAACCUCGCCACCAUAUACGCCGGACGCAUUGUGGCUGGAUUCGGCAUUGGACCCCUUACGGUAAUCGGGCCUGUAUCGCUCGUGGAAAUCGCUCCGACUGAGAUCCGUGGCCUGCUCACUACCUGGUUCACCGUCGUCCUCCUACUUUCACUUUUCUUAGCCGCAUUCACAGUCUAUGGCUGUUUUGUCCACAUGGCUGCCAGUUCGCUGCAGUGGCAGAUUCCCUUUUUUGUGCCGUGCAUUAUCAUGGCGUUCGUAAUCGUCGCCAGUUUCUUCGUCACUGAGAGCCCCCGUUGGCUCUUCCUGGCAGGUCGCGACGAAGAAGCUACCGAGGCCCUCGUGAAAAUCCGAGGCUUGCCCCUUGAUCAUCCACGCGUGCAAUCUGAGCUGCAGGAUAUCAAAAAGUCCCUCGCCAAGGAGCGCAGCGCUUAUGGGAAUGGAACGUCGUAUUCCCUUCGGGGCUUAAGAGCUAUUCUAAAGGAAACGUUUCUGGUCCCAGCGAACCUCCGACGUACUCAACAGGCCUUGAUUUCUUACGCCUUGGCCCAGCUAUCCGGAGCAAACAGCAUAACGACUUAUCUGGUGCCAGUACUUAAUAUGGUCGGUGUCACAGGCGGUUCCUCUUACAGUCUAUUUGUCGCUGCAAUGUAUGGUGUAGGAAAAUUCUUCUACACUAUAAUCGCCAGCUUUUUCUUUGUCGACGCACUUGGCCGUCGAAACAGUCUGUUUAUUGGCAUUACUAUACAGAUGUUUUCGGAUAUUUACAUUGGCGUAUUUAUCAAGUACCACCAAGCAGGUCCUGUUUCUAACGCUGCGGGUCAAGCUGCUAUCGCCGCCAUCUUUAUUCAUGGCUUCGGCUAUGCCGUAGGCCUUUUAGUAUUGCCCUAUGUGUUUGUCUCAGAGUUAUGGCCAAACCAGAUCCGCUCAUUCGGUGCCGCCCUGACUCAGACCUUUCACUGGCUGUUUUUCUUCGGCGUCAACAAGGGUGUCCCAUCUUUGCUUGCCAAGACCGAUAACUGGGGAGGAUUCCUCUUCUUUGCCGGCUGGUGCUUCUUGGCCCUUAUCUACGCGUUCUUGGUCGUUCCUGAGACAGCUGGUGUGGAUCUGGAAAAGCUGGAUGAUUUAUUUGAGGGUCCUUGGUGGAAUCAAUACAAGCGGACCAAGGCAGUAGUAGUCAUCGAGUCUUUGGAGACAAGUGACCACGAGAGCGAAGCUACAACUGGAAAGGCUGUUGCUGUGAAAGACUAA
This is a messenger RNA of Talaromyces rugulosus, 1272 nucleotides long. RefSeq lists its product as uncharacterized. Gene Ontology annotation, cellular component: membrane. The transcript is spliced from 3 exons. The record is from RefSeq and is a predicted model, not a curated record. Gene Ontology annotation, biological process: transmembrane transport; carbohydrate transport. Lineage: Eukaryota; Fungi; Ascomycota; Eurotiomycetes; Eurotiales; Trichocomaceae. Gene Ontology annotation, molecular function: carbohydrate:proton symporter activity. The coding region runs from base 1 to 1272 and encodes 423 amino acids.